Acanthaster planci (crown-of-thorns starfish) is the source of this 5673-nucleotide messenger RNA. RefSeq names its product LHFPL tetraspan subfamily member 5 protein-like. Gene Ontology annotation, biological process: sensory perception of sound. The record is from RefSeq and is a predicted model, not a curated record. Lineage: Eukaryota; Metazoa; Echinodermata; Asteroidea; Valvatida; Acanthasteridae. Gene Ontology annotation, cellular component: plasma membrane.
UUCAGACGUACCAUUUUGUACGAGCAGAACGCCGUAGAACUCACGCAGCAUUUUUUGGCCUUCGUUGACUGACGUUGACACUUUGAUAUUCAUGUAUUAGAGAUGUACAGAUUUGUACAUAUUUUAUUGUCAAACUGGACAAAAUUGUGAUGCGUAAGGUUGGAUGAAGUGUGUAACUCGAAACGACAGGUAACGAGGAUUUAACGAACGGGAUUGAUUGGUUGAAGCACUCAGGCGAUCUAAAACUGAGGAAAUCAGACCGUUAAAACACUCAAAAUGGGCAACUCUUCUAAGGAGGACACAUACGCCUACUAUUACCACACGAACUACAUCCGGAAUGCCCGGGCCAUCGCUAUCGCCUGGGCCCUCUUCACCUUCUGCUUCGCCAUCAUCAUGUGCGUGGUGCUGGUCCAGCCGUACUGGCUGGGCGACGGGCCCGACGCCACGGGCAUCGGCUACUUCGGCCUGUACCGGUACUGCGUCAGCUUCAACCUAGCCGGUCAGCUGGUGUGCCAGAACGCGCUGCUCGACGUGUCGCAGGCCACCCAGGUCAUCCCCGUCACCAUGUUUGUGGCCACCAUCUUCGUGGCGGUGGCGGUGGCUUUCCUGCUCCUGUCCAUCCUCUGCAUGCUGCUGUUUCUUUGCAAGAAGCCCAGCACGGCCACCGUGUUUAAAAUAUGCGGAGCACUACAGUUAGCGACAGGGUUGUUUCUCUUGAUUGGCAUCCUCAUAUACCCGGCCAGUUGGUCUCAACUCGCCGCGUUUGUCACCAUCUGCGGGCCCGACGUAUCCUACGGUAAUGCUGGCAAGUGUCAGCUGCGCUGGGUCUUCUAUCUGGCCAUCGUCGCGAUCUUUGACGCCAUCGUGCUGGGCGUCUUGGCCUUCAUCCUGGCCAGUAAGCAGGAGAAGCUGGCCACAGAUAUGCAGUUCUCUGACUACUAUCCAGCCUCCAAAGGGAACUUCUCCAAUGGCAAAAAGAAGUCAUCAGUCAGUGGCUACCCGACUGCAUCAGGUGAGACUGGCUACCCAUCCACAAACCGCCAGAACGGAACAGCCGGCUCCCUGGACCGGCGCAGCAACCACAGUGGUACCACUGCCUCGGACAGGGAUGCCAGCCGGUCCAACGGGGGCAGCUCGGUCAACCGACGGGGGACGGACGGGUCUGAUCCCCUGUAUUCGAGUGUUGUACCACGCCGGGAGCGGAGCCGCGCCUCCAGCAGCGCGACAGGUGGGGCCGAGGGCGACGAUGAGGCAGGCAGCACGCGCAGCGGCAUCUCAAGCAAGUCGGGCAAAUCCAGCAAGUCCAGUAAAUCGGGCAAGCACGUGCACGACGUUGUCCUGUAAGUCAGGGUAAUAUUCCCGGGCAAGAACGUUGCACAAAAGCACAUCAGUUGUGCAACCAAUUUAUAAAUUUAUCAUAUAAACUACUACAGGUACUCGAUGACCUUUAAAAGCAUUGCAAACUUCACUGAAUAAACUGUUGCACCUGUAUAUUCUCAUUCUAUUCUAAGAAUGGAAUGCUUUGAUGAGCAAGUGUAAGGCAUGUCCAAAUCAGCUGGCUAUGGCCUAAUGUAGCACACAUCUAUAAGCUGCUAGCCAGUACGCGGCUUCCUAAGGUGCACAUGUUAUUUCCAGCCACAGCCACAACUUUUAGACAAAGCCUUUGUCAGCCAUCAAUUCAACCUGCCCUGAUGCUUGGAAUGUGUUCAGUUCAUACACAUUGACAAUGCCGGUGUGUGCCUGUAUGUAAACUCAACAUGUACAUGUUGUUAUCCUUAAUACUAAGACAUUAUUCCACCAUUAACCAUGCCUGUAAGCAAUGGUUUCAGCAAGGAAUCCAGAGUAAUGUGCAAAGGAUAGUUUUCUCACAAAAAUUGACGAAAUAAACAUACAAAUAGGUAAAAACUGAUGGCUGUAGUAACAAGUAACCUCAAGAGAGGACUUUAGCAGUGAACCAAAACACGUCCUGCAUCUACUGUACAACGGGGUUUGAAGCAGACAUCUUUUUAAUGCCGCCUGGCAUUGGCGAUGCCAGGGGAAUCAGUGUGUACAAUAAUCAUAAUCGUUUAAGGAAAAAAACGAAGGCUGAAUAUCUGUACAGCAUAUGUACAUACAUUUAUUCUGUGAAACUUUAAUUUGACUGGUUGUGGGAAAAACACAAGUUUUUAAGUAGGCUUUUUUAUAGCUUGCACAUCAAGUGUUAAUGAUAAAAAGUUUUGGUCCAUAAAUUUGAAUGUUCAGUUGAAAAAAUGUGAACAAGCUUCUUCUGACAUGUACAGAAAAUUUAACCCAACUUCUGAAACCUGUUCAUCCUGACAAUUGGUCUUCAUUUUCCUUUACAUGUAUUUAAAUUCCUUGCGCUAGAGUUACUUAAUUUGUUCAAUUUAUCCAUAGUUUUAAGACACUUUUUUAUACAAAAAAUGUACAUACACUGUAGGCUCCGUUUUUUUUCCACAUUUUAUUGUUUUCGGGUAAUGUUAACACACGCAUCUACUGCAUACAUUAAAUUCUAGGGCUGGCCACCUAGAGGAGAGAAUUCACUUUUAAUGACCAAAUUUGUGUAAAGUAACUUUACUUUCACAUGUAGAAUUGUUUUUUUCUUUAAUUGUACAAGUUCAAGUAUGUUGCACUCAUGCUUAAAUGUGGAAAUGGAAUUCCUCCUGAAGUCAACUAAGUACAUGCAGUCAAGCAUUGCGAUUGGCUGUUUUAGUUAAGCGAAAAAAAGUCCCUUCAUGAGGCAAAGAUUAGAGAGACCAUUUAAAAGUUGAGUAUCUUGACCUUAUAGAUCUUUCAAAUUAUUCCGGUCAUGAAAGAUUUGGUAGACAACAAUAUUAUGCCACAGUGUUCCUAAUCAGAGGUGGUUUUGUAAAGGUUCCAGGCAAAAAUUCUCAAGAGAUUAAGGUUCAAUUUUCAUUCUCAAAUUAAUUGAAGAGGGACUUUUUAUCAUCAAUGCGUGGUCAAAGUGGACAGGGUUGUGAAAAUUUUGUUAUAAUGACCCAAGUUUUGACUGAUUUGAUACAGUUGAAUUGGGGAAUGGCAAAGCAAUGUCAUCAGAUUUUUGGUUCAAAUCAUUUGCCUGAUCUUCAGCACAUCCAGGUAAUUGCCUGAUAGAAUGGCAGUGCAAUCCUAUUCCUCAUAUAAUUAAACCGGGCGCUCACGUAAUCACACCGGCCAAUUUGAUAGCGAUAAAAAUGCCAACAUCUCCCCAAAUCUGUUUGCCACACAGAUCAAUUAUCAGUCGCAGUGCAGAAUGUGGGACGGUGACACGCCCAGAUGUCGCACACUGACUCAUGAGACCAGAUUUGUUUUUCUUUAUUGUGCACACUCGUGUACUGUGUACUUAACAAAUAUGUGACAGAUGUACAUGUACAUGUAUGUACAAAUGAUGCAUGUAGUGCCAAAUCUUGAUUUACUGGAUGAGUAUCGUAUAUUUAUACAAGACUGCAAACCUGUAUGUAUACAGGUGUAGGUAUCACCUGUGUUCCGUUUUCAGUGUUAUUUGCAUAUCUGGUUAUGUGGGUGCACUCGGACCUUGGACCCACAUGUACAUAUAACACCCUGUACCACCCAGACUGAUAUCAGUGUGUUCAAGUGCAAACCGGUAUGCAUUGUGCAUGUGCUAAACUUAACUUGAACAUCCGCCUUUGAUAUCGCAAACUUUUUAGUGGUACAUUUUUCAAGGAAUUAUUGCAGGAGAGGUGUUUGUAAUCGUUUUGAAUCCAUAUGUGUAAUUCAAAGACUGUCAUUGGGUCUUCACUCAUAUGGGGGGGGGAGAGAUUCUAUUUGGUAUUAAAUAAAGCAUCGAGGUGACAGUUACCGUGGUAUUGCAUGUACAUGAACAAGUGCAUUUCUCUUUAAAGUGCCUUUAUACACGGACGAACGCAAUUAGGUUCUGGUCAAACCAUUCCUUGAACUUUUGCCACAACUUACCACAGGUUUUAUUGUUUCAUUCACGCUAUAAACCGGUCAUAAAAUUGCUGCUGGGUGUGUACAUGUAGAGUGGGCCACACUGCAAGUACAUGUAGAUUUAAGUUGGAAACUAAAUAUUGCACAUGCUCUCUGCAUCAGUCCAAAGCACACAAAUUCGGUUGUCAGUUUGCACUACAAUAUAAGUAAAAAAUGAGAAAAACAGGGAAAGGUUACUCAUGGUUUUCUGGAAAGUCUCCAUGCCUGAAUAGUCUCGGGUUUUCGCCCUUCCACCAAGCAACUGAUAAUAAAGAUCAGUCCUUCUUUCUGUCGGCAAAACUUUCCAGCCAAGUACUUGCAGGCAUAAUAAAGACUGUGUGGAAGUCUAGGAAUUUGUAUUGUUCGUGCGAUGUGAUCAAGCAACCAUAAUCACUUCACGUCCUGUUUUACAGGCAGGGUGAUGUAAACAGUGCCUUUUACUGUGAAAGCCAACCUUCAUAGUACCAUUCUUGGGUACAUGUAUUUCGUUUUUGUGUAUUCCUUCUAGCUAGAUUGUCUCAAGACCUAAACUUCAGGCCCUCUUACUUUUGAGCUUGAUUUUAAUAUUGAUCUAAACACACAGAUUCCAGUACGUGCAGAUAAAACUGCAGUAGGAAUCAGGCAUUAUCUUUUAGUUUAAAAAUGGGAAAAAGCUGUGUACAGUUCAUCAAACAAUUUUGAAAGAUUGGAAUUGAGAUGUCGGUAUUUUUCGACAAACCUAGCUUUUCCUACCCUGUAAUUUACAAUGUGGAAUCCCCAAUGAAAGACACAUCCAUCUAUGGUGUAGAUUUACAUUCGUGACUUACAUGCGUUGUGCCAAAAAGGAACAGAUGUCAAUCUCAAGAUUCUAUAUUUUCAUAAAGAGAUGUCAGUUCUGAUUGGAAAGCUUUUUACAGACUUGUAAGAUAAACUCUAAAUUUAUGUGACACUGAGCAGGGAGAAGUCUCGUAAAUGCUGUAUAUUUUCAAAAGUUGCAUUGGAUAGAGUAUAAUUCUGAGAUACAUGUAUAUACCAGGGCUUGUGAGGGGGACUUAUACUACAUAAAAUGAUUUGCACAUUAAUAUUGUUUGUCUAGAAAGUUGAUCAUGCAAACCCGUAUUUGAGUAAUAAGUCUAUACUGACAAAUACACUAUUGUACCUGUGAAGUAUAUAUAAAACAUUGUUUGUGCCUUAGGGUAACAUUUUAAGGUUUUGUGUAAAAUGAAGCAUGUAUUCCUUUGUACACUUCAAUUGUUAUGCACCAAUGAACGUGUAGCUUUGAAAAAAGGUAAUAAUUAUUUUUGGUGAACCUGAAUUUGUUGGUUGUAUGCAUUUUGCUGUGUGACACUACACACCCCUCACUAUGCAUCAGAAUCAAUGCACAGACAUGUUGUAUUCUCACUUUCAGCUCUUCAGAAAAUCCCUUUCGGACCUCCCAUUCUGACUUUUUGCGACGUGAAGAAAAAGCUGAUUGCUCUGCGUACAUGUACACAUGUACAUCUCUUAAUGAAUAGCUAUUUCUGUCUGGCUGUAAUUUGUAUGAUUUGAAUGCUUUCUUUCUCUGAUUUCGUCUCAUCUUAAAAGUGGUAAGAGCCACAGUGUUGACAGUACUUUAUGGUAGAUAUGACUGUAUUGAUUCCUUUUGAUAGGGAAAAUUACUUAGUAAUUCAUUUGAAAACAACGAAAUCUUGUGAGUCGAAAUCAGGAGGCAUAUGGCUGUAAAUAAAAGCCCAGUAAAUGGGAAAUCUG